Messenger RNA from Musa acuminata AAA Group (dessert banana), 474 nucleotides. Its product is annotated as TPD1 protein homolog 1-like. The record is from RefSeq and is a predicted model, not a curated record. The coding region runs from base 1 to 474 and encodes 157 amino acids. The transcript is spliced from 2 exons. NCBI's taxonomy places the organism in Eukaryota, Viridiplantae, Streptophyta, Magnoliopsida, Zingiberales, Musaceae. Gene Ontology annotation, biological process: cell fate determination.
AUGUCGCCGGAGCAGCUGAGGAUGAGAACUGUUAUAGCGCUAAUCCUUCUGCUUACCUUCGGUACAACCUUGAUGUGUGUUAGUGGUUUGCGUGCAACGGUGACGUCUUCGUCCUCCUCCUCUUCCUCCAAAUCGACAAAUCGGAUAGGAAACCAGUGCAGCAUGGAUGACAUCGUGUUGCACCAAGACGCGACGCCGCCGCUGCCCAGUGGGAUCCCAACGUACACGGUGAAUGUGCAGAAUCUUUGCCCGUUGAAAGACGGGUGUGCCAUGGGCCAAAUCCACCUAAGCUGCGGCAAGUUUAGCAGCGCUCGCCAAAUCAACCCCAGCAUCUUCCGCCGCCUCAGCAUCAACGACUGCCUCCUCAACGACGGCCGCCCCCUCCGCCCGGGCGAAACCAUCUCUUUCCAGUACGCCAACUCCUUCUCUUACCCCAUGGCUGUUUCCAGCGCCACCUGCGUCCCCUCAGCCUAA